AUGCCUACGAUGUGCUCCUUUCAACUGGACCGCAUGGAUGCGGUCUACAACAGUGGCGAAUACAUACAUGGACGUAUAAUAUUGAAAACAGACAAAAUGAAGCGUGUAAAUGCUGUAUAUGUAACACUCGAAGGCGAGGCGCGUGUGCAGUGGUCUCUCAGCGGUAAAAGUGAUUCGGCGAACUAUUGUGGCCAUCAGCAAUAUUUGUACACCCGCACCAAUGUCUACGAUAGUGCUGAAUUUCGCCCCGGCACUCACGUCUAUGUCUUAAGAUUACGCAUACCGUCCGGUUGUCCGUCCUCAUGCAAAGGCCCAUACGGUUUUAUUGCUUACAAUAUAUCACUAACCAUCGCCAAGCCAUGGACCUUCGAUGAGAUCUUUCGCAAACCCAUAACCGUGGUGCAGGCAUUGAACUUGAACCAUAAUCCAGAGUAUGGACUACCCAUACGCGAUGAAAACGUGAAGUAUCUUUGCAAUUGGCCCUGCACCUCCGGCCCCAUUAUGUACACCUUACUACUGCCUUACAAUGGUUUCGUCGCACGCCAACAGAUACCAUUUUUCCUCGAAGUCGAUAACCAGUCACCACAUUACGAUAUUGCCAGCGUUGAGGCUUCACUAAAACAACAUUUCAUAUUCCUCGCACGUCAACCAUAUAAACGAAAUUUCUAUACGAAAACUCUAGCGAAGAGCAUCAUUACGGAACGCACACUUCGGCUGACGAAGCGCAUGUAUCAGGGCACUGUUUGUGUGCCCACCGAUACGCCACGAUCGACACUGAAUCCGAAUUAUAUUGUUUUUGUUCACUAUACGUUGCAAGUGAAAUUGAAAACUGGUUAUUUUCACUAUGACACAGAUCUAUCGAUGCCGGUGGUAAUCGGCACUGUGCCCAUACAGCACCGGGGCAUGCAAUUAGUGACCACAACUCAGCCACGUAGAAUCAGUACACGUGAUAUGUCUACACUGGAGGAGGAAGAUGGUGAUGUGGCGGGCGAACAGUGGAGUGUGCAGGCGGAAAUUAAUCAGACCGAAGAGGAUGGUGAGAACGAUGAGGAUGACGAUGGUGGCGAUGUGAUCGAAGAAGCUGCUGGUAGGAGUGUGAGAACAAGAGGGGCGCGUGCGCAAGAUAUAUCCAACAACAAUGAUGACGAUGAGCCGCCUUCGUAUGAUAGUUGUUUACCACCAUCUUUCAGUUUUGCCACACUCAGCAGCCAACAGACCCUAGACAGUGUGGGUCAGUCGUCGGAUUCCAAAAUACGCGCACAACAUCAACAGCGUGCCAUUAAGCUGCCCAAGUUCCCCGGAUAUGAUAUCAUCGCUGCCUCCACACAGGCCAUCAAUAUGUCUGCAGACUCAGCAUUGAGCUUGAAUUAUUAUCAUUCUUAUGGUUCGUUGGGCACUGGACACACUGGACGCAGCUUGGACACUUUUGCAUCGAGUUGUGGUGUACUCAGCGAAACAGAUGAGCAUGUGCGGGAAGCCAAUGAAGAUGAUGAUGACGAUGAUGAUGAGGACAUUUUCUAA
Messenger RNA from Anastrepha obliqua, 1521 nucleotides. RefSeq names its product arrestin domain-containing protein 3. Gene Ontology annotation, cellular component: cytoplasm. Lineage: Eukaryota; Metazoa; Arthropoda; Insecta; Diptera; Tephritidae. The record is from RefSeq and is a predicted model, not a curated record. The transcript is spliced from 4 exons. Gene Ontology annotation, biological process: protein transport. The coding region runs from base 1 to 1521 and encodes 506 amino acids.